UCACUACAACGCGCUACAACCGCGGCUCUUAGCGCCGCGAGAAUGGGAAGUGCCAUCUUCCUGCCACGCUCGCAACCGACGGACGGCGACGCGCACACGUAUCUUUUGGUGUCACUGUGAGACUCUUUUGACCACGCACAGCGGUGUGACUGAAAGUGGAAAAAGAAAAAAGCAUUCGUCACACGAGUUUCUGCAGACACUUCCAACACUCGACGGGUGGUUUUCCUGCGUCUCCUGGGAUGCGUAUAAAAAAGGCGGGCGACGUGAAGAUUGUCACUUCCAGAAAAAAAUAAAACGUACAAACUUCUCGCCACCUGCUCGCUGCUGCUGCUGAUUCGGACAUCGACAUGAAACUUGUUCUUUUGUGCCUUCUCGCAGUUUGCUGCUCUUCUUUGGCCAGUGCCACCGACAUGACACUGGAGAGGAGAAAACUGGUCGAAGUCUUGAGGCAACUCGGUGACGUCAAAGACUCGCUGCAGCACGGAGAGCUGCUGGUGAACACGCCGCCACAAAAUAUUGAGGACUGCUGCUGUCUGUCGGCGUUACGAUGCUUCCGGGCCAGCUUGCACGUGCAAUUCAACUUGACGGAAAGAAGGCAAAACAAACUUUACCGCAGCCUCAAGCACCCAAUCACUGAGAGAGGUCUUGACUUAUGCAAAUCAGGAAAUGCUGUGGCCACCUGCGCAACGUGUGAUUCGCAUCCCAAGACAACUGCUCGAGAAUUUGUCAACAGACUGGAGUCUCUUAUUCAAAAGGCUAUCAGCAGACUGAGCGUCAACUGAGCAGACAGCAAGUUCAAGUCCCGAAAAUAAGAAGACACUAUGCUGAAAAGACGCCCCAAAACAAGCUGCAGUCUUCUAUUUAUUUAACUUAUUUAUUUAUUAUUUUGAGACGACGGGUUCCCAAAAACGCUGCUUUAUCGCCCUCUGGUGGGCUUGGCAUUUGGUUUGCUUCCAUGUCAAAUGUUUCAUUCAUUUCAAUGUGAGAUUCUACAAU
This is a messenger RNA of Phyllopteryx taeniolatus (common seadragon), 996 nucleotides long. It is a transcript of the gene il21, whose product is annotated as interleukin 21. The transcript has 6 exons. Gene Ontology annotation, molecular function: cytokine receptor binding. Lineage: Eukaryota; Metazoa; Chordata; Actinopteri; Syngnathiformes; Syngnathidae. Gene Ontology annotation, cellular component: extracellular region. The record is from RefSeq and is a predicted model, not a curated record. Gene Ontology annotation, biological process: immune response. The coding region runs from base 348 to 782 and encodes 144 amino acids.